Molecule: messenger RNA, 4547 nt
Organism: Magallana angulata
Lineage: Eukaryota; Metazoa; Mollusca; Bivalvia; Ostreida; Ostreidae
Product: toll-like receptor 4
Exons: 2
Coding region: 225-2507 (760 amino acids)
Biological process (GO): immune response; toll-like receptor signaling pathway; inflammatory response
Cellular component (GO): membrane
Molecular function (GO): protein binding; transmembrane signaling receptor activity
Source: RefSeq, a predicted model, not a curated record
AAAUAAGAUUUGACCCACCAAACAAUGAGGAAACGGGAAUAUUCUGUGUCGCUAAAAGUUUAUGACAAUAUAUUUACAAAUGUAUUAAUAAUGUCAAACAUUGUCCUUUCUUCAUAGGGAACUAAUAUGAUCAGCCAUUUAAACAUUUCGUGGUUGUCAAGAUGUUCGUGUCUUAUUUGAAGCACAGAUUUUAAAUAGACAGGUAUCGAUUUUGAUAUCAUCGGAUGAAACUGAAUUUUGGUAUGGAUUUGGUUCGUAAUCUUCUGAGCAGUUUCUGUGUCCUGACAUUACUGUUGAUAUACACAGACUGUUGCGAAGACCAAAAUGCUUGCAACUGUACUGUGGUUCAGGGAACUUUUUUCGCAGACUGCUCCAACCUAGGUCUCAACAAAUCGCCUGUGUUUUGGCCGAACGUGACCAACAUCAAUCUUAGCCACAAUAAAUUAACAUACUUACCUCUAGAGUCAACUCUUCCUUCUAAUUUAACUUUUUUGGAUCUUUCGUACAAUGAAAUAAAGCAUAUUUUAAACAAAACAUUCAAGGGACUAUGGAAGCUUUCUGAUCUUCGAUUGAAUGGUAAUAAACUUGGAGUGCCUGUAAAUCUAGAUAGGAACGCUUUUGCAGACUUAGAGAACAUAAAGCACCUGGAUUUGUCUAACAAUCCCGAACUCACUUUCCGGAUAAUGCCGAUCUUAACAUACGGGUUAAGAAACUCUCCAAUUGAAAUUCUUCGCUUAAAUAAAAUCCAUUGUACAUUUGGGCCGAGUACAGAAUUCAGGGUAGAUGAUUUGAGAUAUCUUAAAAACACCAGCCUAAAAGAACUCCAUAUAUCGAGCAAUAGGCUAGAAAUAGUCGAAGAAAGAGCUGUAGGCUAUUUGCCUCAAACAAUUAAAAGAGUGUCGAUUGCCGAUAACAACCUCACAUUUGGAUUGUAUCUUUUGGAACUCUUCUUUCUAAAAAAUCUAGAAUGGAUCAACGCCUCUAUGCAGCAUAUGUCCCACAAUCCUCGAGAAGUUUUGAAGUCGUUCUUCUUCUUUUCGUGCAAUAACAAGAGAAGAGACAAUUCAGAAGAAUCGACUUCUGAAACAGCAAACAAGCCCUUGAGAUAUUUAACCAAUUUUCAGAAACAAGAAUUUUCUUCCUCAAGAAUGAAUUAUACUUUUCCAGUCCCAUAUAAUUUGAAAACAUUGUUCAUGAAUAAGAGUGGACUUGGAUAUUCUAUUCCAGAAAUAAGAUUUACAAGAAAUAAUAUAGAAAAUUUAUAUACGCAAGGUAACAGUCUACGGUCUUGGAUCGGUCCAGUAAGGUCUCUAGAAAAUCUUAAAAGAUUAGAUAUGUCGAACAACUUUUGCACUUCUGUGUCAGAUUACUUUUUUCAACAUUUAAAUUCAAUUGUCGAAUUAUAUUUGAACAAUAAUUUGUUGGGAUUUAGUCUUGCCUCAGAUAGAGAGGGGAAAAUCUUCAGAUAUCUGAACACCUUGAGUCAUUUGGAACUGAAAGGAAACAAAAUUGCAAGUCUACCGACAGCUGUUUUUGUAAAUCUUACAAAUCUUAAAUAUUUAGACUUGAGCAAUAAUCUAUUGACCUCCAUUGACUUUAACAUUAGUCAUUUGAAAUCGUUGACCUAUUUGAAUCUAUCAUCCAAUCAAAUCCAAUAUCUAUCUGAUUCAACAAUGGAUGCUUUCGACCAGCAUUCGAAUCAAGCACCUAUAACGUUAAGCUUUUCGAACAAUCCAUUUCUGUGCGAAUGCAAAACCCUCAAGUUUUUGCACUGGAUGGAUCAAGAAAAGAACUCUAGUAAAAUUCACUUGAACAAUUUUAAUGAAUACACAUGCAGGAAAGAAGGAAAACUCAUAAAAUUUGUUGACAUUCAACAACAUAUCAAAGAACUGGAAAAGGAGUGUGCCUCUUACAGAACUCUGAUAUUUGUUGUGACAUCCUGUAUCCUUCUCUUCCUCUUCAUUCUGACAACAGGAUUGGUUUACAGGUAUAGGUGGAGAUUGCGAUAUUUCUACUACAUGACAAAAAGUCGAUAUCACGGAUAUAAGUCUGUGCGAGGUGAGGACGAGCAAACGGAUUUCAAAUAUGAUGCAUUUGUUUCCUACGCCGAUAAAGAUUUAAGGUUCGUCCAGCAAAUGACAUCUAAGUUGGAGGGAGAGAAGGGUAUCCGUUUGUGUAUCCAUCACCGUGAUUUUGUUCCUGGGUACGAUAUUGCUGAGAACAUAAUCACCGCCAUUAACAAAAGCAGGAAAACGAUUCUUAUCUUAUCACCUAAUUUCAUCGAAUCUGAGUGGUGUAUGUAUGAACUACAUAUUGCCAAAAUGGAAGAGAUAUACAAUAGAGACAAUGAGAACGUCUUAUUCCUGAUUUGCUACGAGGAAAUUCCUGCACCGAAGAUUCCGCUUUCCAUCAUGGACGUCAUUCAUCAAAAGUCGUACCUAGAGUUUCCUAAUGAUGAGUAUGGUAACACAGUGUUUUGGGAUAAACUUCAUGCGGCUAUUGUAUAGUUGUUCAGCGCUGACAAUUCUUUUUAUAGUGAGAAUACAUUUAAUGAAACUAGAAAAAUCCUAUUUGACUUGAUCAGCCUUCAAUAUGAAUGGUAAAUAAGUAUGAAUGUGUUGAUAAGUAAAAACAUAAAACAGGAAACACAAUAAUUAAUCCAUGUUUUAUUCUAUGUGUGAUAAUGAUCUUGCUUUUAUUUAAUCUCUGUAGUUCCAUUAAAUCAUAGGCAAAUGUGAAUACACGAACUUUGUUAGGUAGUUUUUAUUUAUCAAUUAUGUCAUCAAAUUAUGUAUAAUUUUGUUCCCGGGUUUAAGUACGUAUCCUCGUGUAGAGGUGUAUGAAUUAUAUGUAAACUUUCGCUUUUUUUAAAAGAAGUAAAAUUGUCUAUUCUCCUUGUUCCUAAUGUUCUUGAACCUGCUAUAAUGUUCAUGAAUAAUAGUUAAAGCUCUUUUAUAGAAGUAAAAAUAUUUCAUGUCUUUUCAUGAUUCGCACUGAUGCAGGUUGAUUUGAAAAUAUUUUGAAUUUGUUUUAAGUUUUAAUUUUUGAAAUCUGUUACAAAAAUCAGUGUUUUGGGAGGGUGGUAAACGGGGAACAAGACGUUGCAGUGAAAAAGUAUUUGUCAAUGAUUUUUGUUGUUUCUUUUAACACAUCAAUAUCAAGACGUCGAUUACAACAUGUUUAAUUUUUGUGACUACUUUCUUAUCCUGCAAGAAAGAUAUUUUGAUAGAAAUUGACCCCUGUUCUGUCAUUAUGAUUUUUUUUAUUUAUAUUUUCUGCAAUAAUAAGUUCAUUUAAUUUAUUCGCAAAUUUUUGUUUAAUAAUUUUAUAAACAGAAAUAAAUUUAAAAAUCAUUUACAGCUUUGGCUUUUUACAUAGCAAUAUCAUAAUUUGUCAAAAGAAUUGCCUAAAUCAGGACUUUAAAUUUUGAAGUAUUUUGUUCUAAAUUUGAGCAAAAUGUGAUGGGACAUAUAAACCUCGAUGGAAUUUUCUUCGAAUUGUCAUAUAUCAAUCCUAUCAUUGGCUUUAUUACAUAUUAAAAUUUCAUGUCAACAUUCUCGGUAUUCAAGAAAAAUACCAAAAAAGGAAUCACCUUUACCACUUAUUCUGGAAUCCAGACUUUUAGUGACAACUUCUGAUUGAACCAACAAAAAAGUAAUAACUUUUAUCCCAGUUUACUAUAUAUUCUAAAAUAACUGUCAUGUGAUCAAUAAAAGCCACGUGAUCAACGCCCUGUCUCCCCUUAAGGUUUGAUAAAGUUUUUCCAAGCGAAGAAAGGGUCGAGGUUUCGGGGUUUGUGCUGGAGGGUUUUUAUCUUUUUUUGUGCAAUUCACUUCAUUUUUAAAAUACAAAUUAUGAAAAACGGGAUUCAAUAAUUUUUUCUUCAUUCUUUAUUGUCACAUACAUGUAUAUUUUGCUAAAAUAUUUGAUCUAAGCUUUGCAAAGACAUUUUUAAAAUCCUGUAAAGCAAGUGCAAUAUAUCUUUUCAUUAAUGGCAUAUAUAAAAUAACAGCGAUUUAAAUUAAUUAAAGAAACGUCAAAACAUUUUAACUGUAUAUCUGCGCGUCCUAAAUAUGAUUGACAAUUUUUGGCAUAGUUAUUAGUCUUUUUAUCGCUUAAAAAGAAAAAUACCUAACAUGGUCAAAAUUGAUCACAAUGAUAAAAAAUCAGUGCCGUUGGAACAUAGAUGUCUGGAUUGUACCAGACAUUAUACUUUAUUUUAAAUUUGCUGUUUAUUUUGUCCUCGAGAGGGUUUUUUUUUUAAACAUAUCAAGCAAUUCAAAGGAAACGGUAUUUCAAUAUAAUGUUUCUAGUUUAGAAAUAUAACGUCAUUUCCACCUGCAAUUUAAAACAACCCGAAGGGUCUAAGCGAAAUUCAACUUAUUCGUGUUUGUCAUAUUUAGCACAGGUCUCGGGGCGCAACUAGGGGUCAAGCUUUAUGCAUCGUUCAAAACUUUUUGAAAGUUAGGUCAUCUCGACGACAGGACAAAUAAAUGUGCUUAUUUCAUACAGUAAAUAUGGUGUAAAACCUUAGACGUUUUGUUGAG